Messenger RNA from Siniperca chuatsi (mandarin fish), 1731 nucleotides. RefSeq lists its product as uncharacterized. The coding region runs from base 124 to 1029 and encodes 301 amino acids. Lineage: Eukaryota; Metazoa; Chordata; Actinopteri; Centrarchiformes; Sinipercidae. The transcript has 3 exons. The record is from RefSeq and is a predicted model, not a curated record.
AAGGAUGCCUAUCACACUUGUCCUCGCUGUCAACGAGUCCUCCACAUACAAAGGAAGACAUGUUGUGAAUGAACACACACAAGCUUAACUACCAACAACCAUGAUGCCAUGAGAUGCAGUUAAAUGCUGCAGGAAAAGCUAAACUUCAAACGCAAAACUGAACUCCUCUCCUAUUUGAUCCUGUGUGUUGACAAAAUGCCAUUCAUACCACCUGUGGCGAUUGCACGCUCUGUGUCAGGACUGACCGGGAAGGAGAAACCUAUCAACAUUUCAUCUGCAACUGCUGUGGCCAAGACGAAGGUCCAAAGAGAAGACAAAGGCAGCUCAGUGAAGGAGCGACUGGCUUCGAACCUCAAGCAUCUGGGGAAGAAGAGCCAACCAAGGAGUCAUCUGCCAACCACCAAAGGAGUUUCAGGGGCAGAGCUGCAUGCAACGAGAAGGGACACAUUGUUGCCUUCAUCACAAACAGACAGCUUCCUUGCCUCCAGCUCUGGUGAGUCCUUGUCUAAGACACAGCAGCACAAACAUGGGAGCCAGAGCUCUGUGAAGAGUGAACCAGAGGUGAAGACGAGGGCCAGGCAGGAGGAGGCCUGUUUCACGCUGACACUCACACCUGAGGCUGUUCUGCUGCUGCAGCGGAGGAACAGUGAGAGACAUCAACAUUCAGCAUCCAGAAAUGCUGGAAGCGGAGGUGGUGUUUCUGGAAGCGCCUCAGACUCCAGACGCAGGAGGGAAAACGUCUCUAUGAGGCAUCAACCAGCAACACAGAGACACAGCGCUCCAAACAGCAGAGUCACUGCUAAAAACAACAGUGACGCUGAACUGGGAGACAUAAGCUCCAUUGUGAAAAUCUCACUUCUAAAUGAGCAACAUAAGUAUGAUGAUGUGGAGUAUGAGGAAGAGGAGGACUAUUGUGUGGAUGAGCGUGUGGUGCUGAAAUGUACAGAAUGGCUCCGUGGGUUGGAAAACACACCAGUGACAGUGGGAAACAGCCAGAAUAAGAGUGCAAGCGGUGUGAAACGUUUUUAGAGGUGAAAGUACUGCUUAAUUGAGGUGUCAUCUUCCAACCUGAGUUUCUGUUUCUGUGUUGGCUAGUUGCUAUUUGAAGAUGUGCUUGUGUUACUUUUCCCUGGUGCUCUGUGUUUCUCUUGUGUAUGCUUCUAGGAUCAGUAAGACAACUGUAUGAUUUUACUGGGUCCAGUCCUGCUAAGAUAUUCAUUCAUUGUGAUAGAGUUUUUAUGAAACUUGAACUAUGAAUUUUGGCAUGUUCAUGAAAUGUUCUGGUCCUGCUGUUUCGUUUGAACCAUCUUCAAGUCAGAGGGGAAGUAUAACUUCAGGCAUUCAAAUUUGCUCUGGACAUUUGAACACCUGACAAGCACUGUUGUGCCAAUAGAUCACAUUUUAAAACUUGUUUUAAACUUGAGCAUCACAACAUAUCAGGUUAUUUGCAGAAUAUUUGAGUUAUUCCACAAAGUCAUAAUGCACUGCAGGUGCACGAAACCACUGAAAUGUCUAACAAGUGACUUUGUAAGAAAUAUAUUUAUUCUCUAUUUUCUAACAUGAAACCAUGUGUUGAUGAGAUUCUUUUUUGGUGAUCUGUAAGUUUACUAAUUCAUGAAUGUCCAAUGUGCACAGGGAGGAUUCUUUAUAAACUGAUUACAUGUAAUGCACUGGAAAAGACAACUCUUCACUGACGGUGUUGCGAAUAGGGAGGUGAGAUACAGAGCAGCA